Messenger RNA from Linum trigynum, 799 nucleotides. The record is from the annotation of a GenBank genome assembly. Lineage: Eukaryota; Viridiplantae; Streptophyta; Magnoliopsida; Malpighiales; Linaceae.
ACCGUGACGUUAGUAUUGACUACCGGCAACCGCCCGACGGAAACCAUCGGUUACCGGUUAGUUGCUCGGUUAAUCGAGGUAACCGCAGUGCAUGAUAUGAACCGGUUCAACAAUUGUUUCCAUCGACUCUCGAGACAGAAAAACAAUGGCGGAUUGGGGGCCGGUAGUGCUACACAGUAUGGACGCGUCGGGGAGGGAGAUGGCGGCGUCGUCGGCAGGAGAGUCAGGAGCAGGCGGCGACGGCAGGGGAUGGCGGAGAGCGGGGCGUCGUGGAGGGCGAUGGCGGAGGCCGGAGAGUGGCUGGCAUCGGGGAGGGAGAUGGCGGCGGCGACGGCGUCGGGCAGGCGGCAGGCGGAGUCAGGGCGGCGGCGGUGGCAGGGAGAGUCAGGGGUCUCGACUCUCGCCGUCUCGUCACGAUGUAGAGGAAGAGGAAGGGGACAAGGCCGACGUCGUUUUUAGGAGGUUAUUUAUGAGCCAGUUAGUCGGUUUAAUCGCGGUUAUAACGCUCGGUUAGCCGACCUUACCAACACCGCUGCCGAACACCGCCCGUGCCAUUUAAUUUCGGUUGACCGGUACCGCCGGUUAUCGGUUUAACCGGCCGUUUAACCGGCAACCGAUAACCGAACCUUCAGCCAUACCUAGAAUUCAGCCCCGAUCUGGAACCAGAAAUACGUAGGUGCGAUUGUAACUCGAUAUCGAAUUACUCCAAUUCGCUUUGGUUUGAUUGUGAGGAAAAUGUAAAUAUCAUUCUAGUAUGGUUCGGUUAAAAAGAAAAUGAGAACAAAAUGAUUAGCAUAUG